Messenger RNA from Fusarium oxysporum Fo47, 381 nucleotides. RefSeq lists its product as uncharacterized. The coding region runs from base 1 to 381 and encodes 126 amino acids. The transcript has a single exon. Lineage: Eukaryota; Fungi; Ascomycota; Sordariomycetes; Hypocreales; Nectriaceae. The record is from RefSeq and is a predicted model, not a curated record.
AUGCCAGUGUCCAAAGGCAAUCUCACCGGCACACGCGACCCCAAAGCGGUGCCCCAUGGUCACUGGGACUCGUUUUCUGAAGAACCAUUCCCUACAUACAACGGCACAAAGUCCAUCAUAUACCGCUCCGAGGACGGAAAAGUGGUGGUUGGCAUGCUUAGAGAGAAAGGCAGGGACACUCUGAAGUGGCCAGUCGACGAGUUCCUCUUUGUCACUCAAGGAACAAUCAACAUUGAGGUGCAUGGUGGAGAGGCAUAUACUCUAGCCAAGGGGGAUGUCAUGGUUAUGCUCAAGGGUCAGGUUAUUACCUUUGAGUGCAGCGAUGACUUUGCAAAUGUUGCUGUCUUUAUGGAUCCGGAUGAAAAGGUCACACUCGUCUAG